ACAUAUUAUGGUCAGGCCAGUUGGCCCCUGCGCCAUGCGCCCUGCGUCCUGCCCCGCUACCGCUAAGGUAGUUAAUGACCGGAGCCUAACGUUAACUUGCAGGAGGCUGCAUUUGUCGCAGCAGCGCUACUGAUCCGUACGUUGUGAGAAGAGGUUGCGCGUCGCUCGCUUGUCCGACGUACUUCACUUUAUUUGAUUCACGAAACUUUUGUCAGACUUUCCGGGAGGACGAGAUUCAGUAGGUGAUCUCACGUCCUACACCAGCCCGGUCGCCCCAAUUAGCAUCGUUAUCGUUCCGUGUAGAUGGCGGGCUUUGGAGGGUGCUUUGAAUCGUCGUGAUAACCCAGAUUACCACCCAUUACUUGUCCAUUCCGUCCGCUCGUUCAUCUUUAUUCAAUUUGAAGCUGACGACAGUCGGACACUGUCACCCUGGUACAACAUGCCGAAACAACAUACACUAUUUGGCCGGCCUGUGCGACUAGGGUCGCGUCGCAUUUCCUUCCUGCUCGUUGGUUUGGGCUUGUUUGCCCUCUUCACUCUCUUCGUCACACUACCGGGCUCGAUACCACAGGGCCCCAGCCUGUCCAAGACCCUCGCCGAACACAAAAUACCUGUGCCCAAGGUGCAUAACCCCUUCUCAUCGAGCAUCCUGAACCCAUUCCGGCCCGCAGCCCACAAGCCCGACGAACAGAAGAAUUCUACUUACGGUGGAAGCUCCUGGUACUCGAAUUGGAACUGGCGAGCACCGUUCUCGUCCUCGGUAACUCUCGACGAGAAUCGAUCACUACUGCCGCCGAUCAAGCCAAGGCCACCAAUCUACUGCUACUACGACCCAACUCUGCUGAAGGAGGCUUCAACCAAAGAGGCGGAAAGUGAUUUGCUGCUCACAUGGCGACGUGCGUGGUGGGCACAAGGCUUCAAGCCUAUCAUUCUGAGUGCCGCCGAGGCAAUGAACAAUCCCUUGUAUGACGAGGUGCAGCGAAUGAACUUCGAGCCGACUUUCAAGACGGACAUGAUGCGCUGGUUGGCUUGGGAGAACAUGGGAGGCGGCCUGCUUGCGCAUCACCUCCUGUUCCCCAUGGCCCCGCGAGCUGAUCCAUUGCUGUCCUUCCUGCGAAGAGGCGAAUACCCCAAGCUAUCAAGAUUUGAGGGCUUCGACGACGGCCUGUUCGCCGGCCCCAAAGCUGACAUCACAGCCGCUGUGACGACCGCCCUGCGACAUCCUCAGAUCAAGGAUGCAAAGGACAUCAUCACAGCUGUGCCUGCAGAUACCUUCGACGUCGACCCCAAGCAUGACGGCUUGGCUUUCUACAAUUCUAAAGUCGUCGAAAAGCACUACAUCAAGGUAGCAGACCAGCUUGUGGCGAACGUCCCAACCGGCCUCCAGAGCUUGAACUACCUCAUCAACGCGCAUCUUCAUGUGGCCUGGCAGGACGCAUUUCCCAAGGGUAUAGCCGUUCUCAAGCCAUUGCCUCAACAUACCACUUCCAUGGUCGAGCCCGCUUUGGAUCUUGCGACUUGGCUAACUUCGUGCCCCGAUUCGCCAAUACCCGCCUCGUGCCCACCCAACAUCCCCAAAUGCACUCCUUGUGUAUCAUCGCAUCCCAUGAAGAUCGCGACCCCCGCUCGCUACCGAAACACCACGGGCCUGUACACCAUCGGUACCGUGCCACACCCCUACACCAUCGCGGCUCUCAACACCCUGAAAUCCGAUAUCGACAUUCCUUGGGUUCGUCGAAAGAUGGAGCGAGACCUGUGGCUGGCCGAACUUACGAAGGAGCACUCCGGUACGGGUGUGUCUGGCAGUGCCCGGGUAAUUACCUUCAAGGAAGCUGUGGCCGGCGAGUUCGCAACAUCACACUCCCUAUGGCUGACUGCUGAACGCGAUACGCUCCCCCACGAUCUGGAUUGGUGGUUCGGCUUCGCUCUACCUGUUAAUUCUACCGGCAAUGGCCAGUCUGAGACGCCUGUUCCCGGUCCCGAGCGGCGGCCGAAGCCUGUCCAUGAUCCUGCCGAUGGACCCGAACCCACACCGGAGGAUCUUAGACAGGAACCGGAUUUGAUGAACAAGGCAAGGGCCAUUGGCAAGAGCGAGGAAAAGACUGAGAUAAGCCUUCGUGACGCGAUCGAGGCCUGGAAUCUGGCAGAUACGGAGGCGUGGAAGUUCGCCCGUGCUUUCCUAGCCCGAUCCCGGGUCGAGCGUCUGAAGUGGGAAGAGGAAGAGAAGAAAUACGCUGGCGGCGCAGGCAGCGAUAAGGAGAGCAAGCGCAGUGGCUGGAGCCGAUGGACUGAAUAGUUGUACAUGAUGUAGGAAAUAGGGUGAUCAUAGAGAGAAGGCAAGGCUAUGCCCUCAUUGGAUGUACCAAAGUGAAACUGUUACUAAUGGUCCUUGUCGGUCUGGAUGGCGCGGAGUUUCGGAGUGUUUUGAAUUUUUUGUUUGUUGAAUAGACCAAGAAAAUAUUUCGAUUCGUUCAAAAUGUCUUUACAUGGCCG
Molecule: messenger RNA, 2493 nt
Organism: Truncatella angustata
Lineage: Eukaryota; Fungi; Ascomycota; Sordariomycetes; Amphisphaeriales; Sporocadaceae
Exons: 1
Coding region: 440-2296 (618 amino acids)
Source: RefSeq, a predicted model, not a curated record